Molecule: messenger RNA, 3608 nt
Organism: Linum trigynum
Lineage: Eukaryota; Viridiplantae; Streptophyta; Magnoliopsida; Malpighiales; Linaceae
Source: the annotation of a GenBank genome assembly
CUAAACAAACUUCGAAUUUAUCGAGAUCGCCGAAACGGUACCCAAAUUUUCUUCUUCUUCUUUUUCCUCCUCCUCUGUUCAUGAUCAUGGCGUUUCACCACCUCCAACGAGUCAGAAGGAACCGAUUCUCUGUUCACAAACUUUGCCCCCGCGGAAACCUCAUCCAGAAGCUCCGAAUUACUGUAAUAAUGAUCGGACUCCGCCGCCGUUGUUCUGGUUGUUAACUUCUCCACUGCACAAGCGAGAUCCCAUAUGAGAUUAUAAGCCCACGACGAACCAAUCUGGCUCUGCAGCUCCUCUGUUUUCUUGACUCGGGAUUUGAAUCCUGGGGAGGGGAAGGAAAUGAUGGGAAUUCCAGAUUUUUCGCCGAAUUCGGCCAAGAUUUCUGAUUCUAGCUCUGUUCGUGCUAUGAGGAUGAUUGCUUUGAGCUUGGAGGAGUUCUUCAGGAGAUCAGUAGCUGUAAAAAAUGGCGUUGCCAAAACUUUUAGAGACCAUUACACAAAUUGCUUUUUUAGAUGGUUAGGGUCAAUUUACAAAAUUAUCUAGUUACUUCAUCCGUCUUUAUAAAAAAUUAUUAAUUAAUUAAUUAAAAGCACAAGCAGCCAAAACACCCGUGGCACUGUUCACCACGACAUUUUCUCGCGUUACUGUUCACAAUGGGAUUUGGGUACUUUGCUGCGGGCGAAUCUACGUGAGCCUCAAACCCAGCCCGUUAUAAACUUUUGGGCAGGCCCGAGCUCAGGUGCAUCUGGCCGCACCGCAUGCGCUCCUCCUGGCCUCUCUUUUUUUUUAUUUUUUAAAAACGUCACUCAUUUAUUGUCACCACUUCUCUCUCCUCCGUUUAACCGACCCAUCAUCUCUCCUUCUUCUUACUGAACAACAACAGCGGAGGCGGAAUCCCUUCCGGCCAUCCGACCCCUCUCUCCUCUUCCCGUCUGAUUCAUAUUCUUUCCGCCAUUCCAACUUUCUCUUUCCAUCAGACCCCUCCAUUCCAAUCGAAAAACAUGAAAGCCUUCUCCCAUCGCUCUUCCUUCUCUUUCCUUUUCCCCAUUUCUCCUCUUUCUUUCUCCUUCAUUCGACCCAUCCUCUCCCCCUCCUUCCGUUCGAAUCCGUCUAACACCUCUUCUCCCCUUCAUUUCAAUCAAAGAAAAUCAGGAAUGUUUUCAUCUCCCGUUACUCCUCCGCCCAGACGAAUGGAGCACGCAUGGAAAGAGGGCACAAUUCGAGUUAGGUUUCCGAUUCUUAUUCCCAGCGAAAGCAGUUGAAGCAAUCAACUGAAUUCCCGGCGAAUGUUUCAACAGAAGCCUCCCUAGCUGUUUAGCGUCCAAUUCAGCGGGUAGGAAACUGUGAAUUUGGUUUCUUUUUUUCUUUUAAGUAGUAUACUGGUUCUUGCCCGGCCCUCUGGAUUGCUCUUCCCUCUUCGAAACCACUGAACGGACGCCGGCGGGAGACGAUGGCGACAGAGAACCUGGAAGCCGACGGACGACGCCGGAUUUCCCCUCUCUCUCAUCUCUUUGAACCCACUGAAUGGCAUGCCGGCGAGAGGAGGUGGUGACGACAGAUCCACCAUCUCCCAACCCACUGAACGGACGCCGACGAAUGUCCCCCGAUUUCACCUCCCUGACCGUUGAACAGCACGCCGGCGGGAGACUGGGAAGGGCUGAUGUCCCCGGGAAAUCGCGGGUUUUGAUUUCCCCCCUCUCCCACGAACCUCUAAACGACAUGUCCUUCAACUCACUCGACGACACUGCGGCGGACGGCGACGAAACCUCCUCACAUCCCAGCCUCCUCUUUGAUCCUCACCUUCUCCGACGUUUCGUCUCCUCGGGUCGUCCCCAAGUCGAUGAUGGCUUCCAUUUCACUUCUGUACAAAGCAUGAGACGACAAGGGCAAGACAUGCGGUGAAAAUCAGAUCCACCUCUACUGAGGGCUACGGUAAUUCACGGUGGCACCUUUGAUUGUUUGAUUUCGGUGAGUCCACCAUCUGGGGUUGGGAUCCAUUCAUCCUUCUUUUAUAUCAAAUACCUCAUUGAUUCAGCACAUUAGAUGAUGCCAUUUCUUCUUUACGCCUACUUCAUUUGAAACAAAGUAGAAAGGUUAAUCUAGGCCAAACUUAAUGUUGAAUGAUUUGCUAAACAACCCUUUAGUCAUUUAUAAGCUUAAGCGUGAAACCAUUUAUCCAUGAGUGAGAAGAAUUGUUUUUGCAGUUCCAUGUAUAUUAUCAGGUAAAUAUAGAAGGGUUCGUUCAUGAGUUUUGUUUUGACAGUUAGAACACAACUUCCUCCCUCUUGCUAAAAGUUGUGGAAGCCUUUCCUUGCUAACUCACAACAACCUGCUUGCCCCAUGUGCUUUGGCUUUCAAGUAAUAGUGUCUAUUUUUAUUCCAAACUGACUAAAGGAGUUAUGUUCUUUGACGCAGCACAUAACUAAGGAUGAAGAAGAAGAGGGACCAGUUGGUAUCCACAAUUGAGCGGUUUACCACUCUAGCAAUGCCUCUACUCCUCAGCUAUGAAUCAUUCUCCAUCAAAUAUAAGUGGAACAAUGCAGGGAGUCGAGUCAUUUGCGUGGAGAAAAUGUGGGCUCCAUUGUCCUUUUAGCAAGAGGUGAGUAUGACAUUUCACUUUGAUAAUUCUCGCACCUUCUUCUAUGUUGAAGCAUGGUCUGAACUAGCUUUUUUUUACACAGACACUUCUCUUUGAUAAAUGAGCAGCUUCUUCUAUGUUGGAGCAUGGUUUGAGAUGAUAUGAUUACAUUUUAAGUAGUCCAACAAUGAUAUAUGUUACAUGUUUCUCUUUUCCUUUCCACCCUGGAUAUAGUUGGGGUAUUUAAAAUUGCUUUGUCCUCAGGUAGCUAGCGGCGUAUUCAAAAGUCAGUACAUUUACUAGAUGAUCUACAUAGCAGCUUAACUAGGGUGUAGUGAUAUGCUUUAUGAAAGUUGACUCUCACUGCCUCCCAUCUGGAGUUGGAUUAAGAAAGUGGUUGUACUGUACAGUAGAAAGUUUGUCUGCUAGGUGGCUUCAAAUGAUUUUCCAUGGAGGUUUUUUAUUCUCUUCUCUUUAUGUCAUUAGCCGCUUAAUGGAUGGACUGCAAUUUCAGACUCUGGCCGAUGAGUUCUAGACAAACAUUGGGUCAGAGUGAGAGCAGGAGUGCGAGUGGAAGGGAGACAGUCAUGGGAUCGAAGCUGUACAAGUUGCAGGUGCAAGAGGCUAGGACUUCAGGUGACUCCAUUUUUACUCAAGGGGGUGAUGUCAUUAUUCAGUAGGUUUGUUUUUAAUAGUAUGGCCUACAAAUUUGUGGGUUUGUGAAUCUGAGUAUUCUCUGCAUAAAUAAUAUAGGUAAUAAUUAUCCUUACACUUAAAACCUCUUCUCUCCCGCAUUUCAAUUGAUCAACAGAAGCGGCACGCAUAGGAAUGGCAUCGACGGCACCAGCAUUGGCGGUCCGUUCAUUGGUCUAUAGAAUCGGCUUCGAGAACACAGUACUUAUUUCCGACGAAAUCCGUAGAAGCAGUGUGCCAUUCAGGAAUCAGAUGAAUGCCCAACGAAUGGUUGAACAGAAGCCUCCCCAGGUAAUUCAUUAUGGCACAUUAAACAUAAAUGGACUAAAUCGGC